AUGGUGAAUGCUGGAUUCAGGAAGCCGACUUACAAGAUCAAUGGAUUCUCAUUCCAGGACACCAACAAUGACAACAUUAGAAAUAACGAUGAUCCAUUCUUAGCAGGCUCCGUCAUCACACUCAAGACCAAGGCCGGUGCAAAUGUUGGGACUCAGACCUCCACCGCCAACAAUCCAGGAUACACUUUCAACAAUCUGGCAGCAGGUGACUACUGCAUGUCUGCCUCGGUUCCCACUGGUUACAACCGUCUGACUGUCACCAACAAUGACAACUCAUUCGACAACACCAACAACUUCUGCUUCAUUCUCAAUGCAGACAGGACUGUCAAUGCUGGAUUCAAGAAACAAUCCGUAGAGAUGGUACUGCUGUAG
Molecule: messenger RNA, 372 nt
Organism: Acytostelium subglobosum LB1
Lineage: Eukaryota; Evosea; Eumycetozoa; Acytosteliales; Acytosteliaceae
Exons: 2
Coding region: 1-372 (123 amino acids)
Source: RefSeq, a predicted model, not a curated record